UGCUCAUUUGGGCUGUUCCUGGAGGAAGCAGAGAGUUGUACCCCCUUUAUUUUUCUGCAAACAGUGGCAAGCCGUGAGCAGGUAGGAACAGGCAGGUGUGUGGUACUGCUGGAGUGCUCAGGGUGAAAUCAGCCUGGCACUGAGCCCUCCAUGUGCCCUCUGCUUUUCCUGGAGGGGCUCUGGCUCCUGCAUGAGCCCACUGCCAAGGAGCGUGUGUCCUGAUUGCCUGGGGCAGAGCAGCUAUGCUGCCUCCACUCCUGUUUGGGAAGAAGGAUGUAGAGCUUGGCCAGCUCCUCUCCUGAUCUUGAUGUGGCCACAGCCUCUCACUGCCCCGUGGCUGCCUGGGGAGGGAUUUUCCCUUGUAGGCCUGGGAAUGGGACCCAAACCACUCGCUCUGGGGGCAGUCACUACGUGCCUCCCAGGUGCAAAGGUGGCUGCUGGGCAUCCCAGGCUCAGCCAAGCACUUGGCUCCCCAGGCACUGUGCCUGGGCCACCAGGGCAGCGUGGGGUGUCCGGGCUGGUGCCGUCUCCUCCUGGCUCACCACAGGCUGGCUGGGCUGUGCAAGGCCGAGCCUUUGGCUUUUGGGCUUUGCAGACCACCACCUUUGCAUUAGGUCCUGGGACAGAGUGCCAGGGUGCUGGCUGCUGCCAAGUUAUUUGAGCAGCACUUCCAGGUAGCGGGAGGGGAGUGGAGCAGAGCCGGCUGGUGUUUGUGCCAGUGUGCACGUAGGGCAGCCUGUGCUUCUCCCUGCCAGCUGAUGUGGGGCAGCACAUGGGGGGCACUGCUCAGACCUGCUCCCUGCCAGCCUGGGGGAAGCUGUGCCCUGCCUCUGUUGCCCUGGGCAGUGCCGGCUCAGCUGGUGCUACAGCCCCUCUCUGGUGGCAGUGACAAGGAUCACCAGUGUCUGCUGGGAGCAGUGUGUGGCUUCCCCUGCCCGUGAUUUAUUUGGUUUUUCUGGAGACUUCAUGCUGCCAAAGAAGUUUCAGGAGCAAGGCUACAGCCCUGGGGCUUUGGGGUGUCUCGUUGAGCAGGAGAGCUUUUUAGGGAGUUGGUGGCCUGCUGCCAGGGGUGCUAGUUCCUUCCCAUAAUAUGAGCAUGGAAUUCAACACAGCCAAAACAGUCUAAAAAUUUUUUUGAAAAAGUUCUUUUUCAAAUUGUGGUUUUUGAUGUUGCACAAAAAUUAAUGUAAGCCCAUUAUUAUUAGUAUUAGUAGUAGUAUUAUUUUCUCCCUGCCUCGUUGCGUAGCUGGUGGCCACCGUGCCAGGCCAGUGCCUGGAAAUGAUGUCAAGCCACCAGCUCUGCGUGGAGCUCGGGGAGCUGGAGCCCCGACCCCGGGCCAGGCUGGUCCUUUGGCUGCUGUCCUGGCCACGUGUGCCCGUGCAGGAGUCCCAGAUCAUUCCCCCAGGGGCCCGGAGAGGGGCAGCCCAUGCGGGACCCUCUGGGCCAGCUCUGGGGUCUUGCGGAGUGUCCCCAUCACCCACAUUUUGGGGUGUCCUGCGCAGCCCCCGGGUGCAGGAGGAGGGUCCUGGACGUGUGUGCCAUGCCACAGCCGCGGGGCAGGCACCAGAACGUGAAACGUUGCCUAUUGCUUUAAGUUCCCUUGCUGGCCACGGGGACUUUUUUAUUUUUUUCUCUCGCGCUAUGAAUGGGUUUUGCUGUAAAUUAUAGCCCUGCGCACAUUCCCUCGGGCCGAGGAAAAUAACCUCUGCCGAAACGCCAGCCCGGAUCGCUGACUGGCUCCCCUUCUCCGCUCCCUAAUUGAAACCAAAUGUGCGAGAUGUAGGAUUGUGGGAUUUCUGGCCGGCUCCCAGGAAUCCGCAGAAUGCGAGCGAGCUCCCAGAGGCAUCUUGCAUCAGCCCGGGGAAGUUCGCUCCUCACCUGGCUCCCCCGGCCCGGGCGAGGGGCGCGGAGCCCGCCCGCCCUCCGCCCUCCCGCACUCGGGACUGCCGACAUGUCGGCCACCCCCGGACCGGCCCUGCUGCCCCUGCUGCCACUGCUGCCACUGCUGCCACUGCUGCUGCUGCACAUGCCACAUGCUGCCAGAGCCCAGGUCAACCCCGCGGUGUGUCGGUACCCCUUGGGAAUGUCGGGUGGGCACAUCCCUGACGAGGACAUCUCAGCCUCCAGCCACUGGUCUGACUCCACGGCCGCCAAGUACGGACGGCUGGACUCAGAGGAGGGCGAUGGAGCCUGGUGCCCCAAGACCCCAGUGGAGCCAAAUGACCUGAAGGAGUUCCUGCAGAUUGACCUGCAAGCCCUGCACUUCAUCACACUGGUGGGCACUCAGGGGCGCCACGCCAAGGGCCAUGGCAAUGAGUUUGCCCCCAUGUAUAAAAUCAACUACAGCCGGGACGGCACCCGCUGGAUCUCUUGGAGGAACCGGCACGGGAAGCAGGUGCUGGAUGGAAACACCAACACCUACGACAUCGUCCUCAAGGACCUGGAGCCGCCCCUCAUCGCCCGCUUUGUCCGCUUCAUCCCCGUCACCGACCACUCCAUGAACGUCUGCCUGCGUGUGGAGCUGUACGGCUGCGCCUGGCUGGAUGGGCUGGUGUCUUACAACGCGCCGGUCGGGCAGCAGCUCAUCCUUCCUGGGGGCACCGUCAUCUACCUGAAUGACUCAGUGUACGACGGGGCCUUUGGGUACAGCAUGACAGAGGGCCUGGGCCAGCUGACGGACGGGGUGUCAGGGCUGGACGACUUCACACAGACCCAUGAGUACCACGUCUGGCCAGGCUACGACUACGUGGGCUGGCGCAACGAGAGCACAGCAGGUGGCUACGUGGAGAUCACCUUUGAGUUCGACCGCAUCCGGAACUUCACCGCCAUGAAGGUCCACUGCAACAACAUGUUCGCCAAAGGUGUGAAGAUCUUCAAGGAGGUGCAGUGCUACUUCCGCGCCGACGCCAGCGAGUGGGAGCCCAGCGCCGUCUCCUCGGUGCUGGUGCUGGAUGAUGUGAACCCCAGUGCCCGUUUUGUCACCGUGCCUCUGCUCCACCGCAUGGCCAGUGCCAUCAAGUGCCAGUACUACUUCGCCGACACCUGGAUGAUGUUCAGUGAGAUCACCUUCCAGUCAGAUGCAGCCAUGUACAACAACUCAGUGCCCCCCGCCGAGGCACCCGUAGUCCCCACCACUUACGACCCCACACUCAAGGUAGACGACAGCAACACGCGCAUCCUGAUCGGGUGCCUGGUGGCCAUCAUCUUCAUCCUGGUGGCCAUCAUUGUCAUCAUACUGUGGCGGCAGUUCUGGCAGAAGAUGCUGGAGAAGGCAUCACGGAGGAUGCUGGAUGAUGAAAUGACCGUCAGCCUCUCCCUGCCCAGUGAAUCCAGCAUGUUCAACCACAACCGCUCCUCCUCCCCCAGCGAGCAGGAGUCCAGCUCCACCUAUGACCGCAUCUUCCCCCUGGGACCCGACUACCAGGAGCCCUCCCGCCUGAUCCGCAAGCUGCCCGAGUUCACCACGGGGGAGGAGGACACAGGCUGCAGCGGCCCCACCAAGCCAUCCCAGGCCAGCGUCCCCGAGGGCGUCCCGCACUACGCCGAGGCCGACAUUGUGAACCUGCAGGGUGUGACAGGCAGCAACACCUACUCAGUGCCAGCCCUCACCAUGGACCUGCUCGCUGGCAAGGAUGUGGCCGUUGAGGAGUUCCCCAGGAAGCUGCUUACCUUCAAGGAGAAGCUGGGGGAAGGCCAGUUUGGGGAGGUUCACCUCUGUGAAGUGGAGGGGAUGGAGAAGUUCACAGGGAAGGACUUUGCCCUAGAGGGCCUGGAUGGCAGCUCUGACUGCCCCAUGCUGGUGGCUGUGAAGAUGCUGCGGGCAGAUGCCAACAAGAAUGCCAGGAAUGAUUUUCUGAAGGAAAUCAAGAUCAUGUCGCGGCUGAAGGACCCCAACAUCAUCCGGCUGCUGGCGGUGUGCAUCACAGAUGACCCCCUGUGCAUGAUCACCGAGUACAUGGAGAAUGGGGACCUCAACCAGUUCCUGUCCCGCCAGCAGGCAGGCGGCCCCGCUGCUGUCCACGCACCCACCGUCAGUGACCUGCGGUUCAUGGCCACCCAGAUCGCCUCGGGCAUGAAGUACCUCUCGUCCCUCAACUUCGUGCACCGGGACCUGGCCACGCGCAACUGCCUGGUGGGGAAGCACUACACCAUCAAGAUCGCCGACUUUGGGAUGAGCAGGAACCUCUACAGUGGGGACUACUACCGCAUCCAGGGCCGGGCGGUGCUCCCCAUCCGCUGGAUGUCCUGGGAGAGCAUCCUGCUGGGCAAGUUCACAACGGCCAGUGACGUGUGGGCGUUCGGAGUGACGCUGUGGGAGACCUUCACGCUGUGCCAGGAGCAGCCCUACUCCCACAUGUCUGACGAGCAGGUCAUCGAGAACACUGGCGAGUUCUUCCGGGACCAGGGCCGGCAGACCUACCUUCCCCAGCCCAUGCUAUGCCCCAACUCAGUCUAUAAGCUAAUGCUCAGCUGCUGGAGACGGGACACUAAAGAUCGUCCCUCCUUCCAGGACAUCCAUCGUCUUCUCCAGGACUCAGCCAGUGAAGAAUGACCCUUGGCUCUUGCCAUCUUGGUCCCAUCCUUCCCUGUGCCCAGAGGAGCCCCAGAUGCAAACCGAAGCCACUUCACUCGGACUUAGCCAUAAACCCCAAGCCGCUGCUCCUGUUCUCAUUGUGCAGUGAGGCCUCAGAGGAGACCCCCCAAGGACAGCAAAGCCCCACGGCGUGGGACGGCUGACCUCCCUGUUCCCCACAGACCUGAGCCCGGCAGCAGCUCGGGGAGGGUUAUUUAUUGGUGCAGCCUGUUCCUGGUGACAGGGACCGGGACAGAGCGGCUUCUCUGGCCCAGCUGAAGGGGAUGAAUUCAGCUGGACUUUCUCCAUGAGCAAGCUCAGCCCACACACAGGGCAGGUGCCUGGGGAAGGGAUGUGUGCAGGUGUGUGCCCACUGGAGCAGGGACAGACUGGCAGCCACCACCUGCUUCAGGAGGAGCUGGGAGCUGCUCCGGGUCUCAAUGGGCUGUGCGAUCGUGGGGUGAGAACAAAGACUCUGCAGACAUUCAGGGCUUCGGACAUGCCACAGGGAGAGGCAGGAAGUGCCCUCCCUGCUGGCCAGCCCCGGCUGCACAUGGAGAGGACUGGGGGUGCUCCUGGCACCUCACCCAGCUGCUGGAUGCUGGAGUGUGCAGCCAGGAAGGAGCGGGCAUCCUGUGCCGAGGGGACAUCCCCUCACCAACCACAGCCACUCCAGGGCAGAUUAACUGCCCAAGAAAUGCAUUUUGGAUGCCCCACGGGUGAUGCAGCUGGCAGCAGGAAGCCGGCACCUUUUAGUUCCAUGGGGAAAUCUCCAGGUCCUGCUCCCCCAGAGUUAACCUAUAUCUUCAUCUGCCAGGAGAAGAAUGCAGAAAGCAGAGUUUCAUUGGCAGCUGCCUGCUGCCCAUGCCUGCAACAACCCCACGGGCAUGGAGCAGGGUGCUCCAGCUCUCCCUGGCUCUCAGCCUGGGCUCACAGUCCAGCUGAAGCACCCAAGCUGGGCUCUGCCACCCUGAGUAUCCCACAGCAUUCUGACACCUGUCUGUGCUCCUGAAGCUGCCAGCAUCCUGAGCAAACUAGGCAGGUGCCAAAGCCAUGUGCCCUGGCAGGUGACCCACCAGGCCCUGAACUUGGACCCUCCUGUGGCUGUGCAGGAGGAACUGUGGACUUGGAGGGUCCGUGGAGCCCUCCACACUUUUGUACGCACUAGCUCAGCACCAGCAGGCGCGCGUGGCACAGUUCCCAGUAUCCCGUGGCUAAGGCAUGUGUAUAUUCAGUAGAUGCACCUAUGUGUAGGGGCCAACCCGCUGAAGAGACACUCGGUAUGUGA
This is a messenger RNA of Haemorhous mexicanus (house finch), 5862 nucleotides long. RefSeq names its product discoidin domain receptor tyrosine kinase 2 (gene DDR2). Lineage: Eukaryota; Metazoa; Chordata; Aves; Passeriformes; Fringillidae. Gene Ontology annotation, biological process: cell surface receptor protein tyrosine kinase signaling pathway; multicellular organism development; positive regulation of kinase activity. Gene Ontology annotation, molecular function: protein tyrosine kinase collagen receptor activity; ATP binding; collagen binding. The record is from RefSeq and is a predicted model, not a curated record. Bases 1824 to 4553 code for a protein of 909 amino acids. Gene Ontology annotation, cellular component: membrane; signaling receptor complex. The transcript is spliced from 17 exons.